GGGGGUGGGUCGGGUGGCGCGGUCGCCAUGAGGUUGCUACGGUACCUGUGCAAGCGGGCGGCGCUGGCCGGCGUGCCCAACUACAUCGAGCACUUCAGCAAGUUCUCGCCGUCGCCGCUCUCCAUGAAGCAGUUCUUGGAUUUCGGCUCCAGCAAUGCCUGCGAGAAGACCUCCUUCGCCUUCCUGCGGCAGGAGCUGCCCGUCCGCCUCUCCAACAUCAUGAAGGAGAUCAACCUGCUGCCAGACCGCGUCCUGCGCACCCCCUCCGUGCAGCUGGUGCAGAGCUGGUAUGUUCAGAGCCUGCUGGACAUCAUGGAGUUCCUGGACAAGGACCCUGAGGACCAGGCUACCCUGGGACAGUUCACCAAUGCCCUGGUGACCAUCCGGAACCGGCACAACGACGUGGUGCCCACCAUGGCCCAGGGGGUGAUCGAGUACCGGGAGGCCUACGGGGACGACCCUGUCUCCAACCAGAACAUUCAGUACUUCCUGGACCGCUUCUACCUGAGCCGCAUCUCCAUCCGCAUGCUCAUCAACCAGCACACCCUGCUCUUCGACGGCAGCACCAACCCCGCGCACCCCAAGCACAUCGGCAGCAUCGACCCCCACUGCGGCGUGGCCGACGUGGUGAGAGAUGCCUACAACAUGGCCAAGCUCCUCUGUGACAACUACUACAUGGCCUCCCCUGACCUGCAGAUCCAGGAGGUGAAUGCCAGCAACCCCCAGCAGCCCAUCAGCAUCGUCUAUGUCCCCUCCCAUCUCUACCACAUGCUCUUUGAGCUCUUCAAGAACGCCAUGAGGGCCACCGUGGAGAGCCACGAGAGCAGCCCCCGGCUGCCACCCAUCCAGGUGCUGGUGGCCCUGGGCCAGGAGGACCUCACCAUCAAGAUGAGCGACCGGGGCAUGGGGGUGCCCCUGAGGAAGAUUGAGAGGCUCUUCAGCUACCUCUACUCCACUGCCCCCACCCCCCCCCUGGGCUCGGGGGGGGCACCCCUGGCUGGGUUUGGCUAUGGCUUGCCCAUCUCCCGCCUCUAUGCCAAGUACUUCCAGGGGGACCUGCAGCUCUUCUCCAUGGAAGGCUUUGGCACUGAUGCUGUCAUCUACCUGAAGGCCCUGUCCACCGACUCAGUGGAGAGGCUGCCAGUCUACAACAAGUCAGCCUGGAGGCACUACCAGCCGAGCCAGGAGGCUGGGGACUGGUCUGUGCCCAGCACCGAGCCCAAGAACACCUCCACCUACCGAGUCCCCUAAGCCCCCCGCCCCCCC
Dryobates pubescens (Downy woodpecker) is the source of this 1266-nucleotide messenger RNA. RefSeq names its product pyruvate dehydrogenase kinase 2 (gene PDK2). Gene Ontology annotation, biological process: regulation of glucose metabolic process; protein phosphorylation. Gene Ontology annotation, cellular component: mitochondrion. The record is from RefSeq and is a predicted model, not a curated record. The transcript is spliced from 11 exons. Lineage: Eukaryota; Metazoa; Chordata; Aves; Piciformes; Picidae. Gene Ontology annotation, molecular function: pyruvate dehydrogenase (acetyl-transferring) kinase activity. Bases 28 to 1251 code for a protein of 407 amino acids.